This is a messenger RNA of Eucalyptus grandis, 525 nucleotides long. Its product is annotated as ethylene-responsive transcription factor ABR1-like. Gene Ontology annotation, biological process: ethylene-activated signaling pathway; regulation of DNA-templated transcription. The record is from RefSeq and is a predicted model, not a curated record. The transcript has a single exon. Bases 1 to 525 code for a protein of 174 amino acids. Lineage: Eukaryota; Viridiplantae; Streptophyta; Magnoliopsida; Myrtales; Myrtaceae. Gene Ontology annotation, molecular function: DNA binding; DNA-binding transcription factor activity.
AUGCCAAGCGACACAUCCAAUCUUGAUCUUCUUCUUUCGGUUGGGGAAGUUCGUGCAGGCCCAGCAACUGUUCAGACAGCUGUUCAGACAGCAAAAGCAGAUCAGCCAACACAUCGUGCUCCUCCCGUAUACGAAUACAGGAUCCCAGCAACGACCAUGUUGAGAUUGGACCCAAAUCCAAGGAGAAAAUACAGAGGAGUGAGGCAGAGGCCGUGGGGGAAGUGGGCAGCCGAGAUACGAGACCCGGCAAAGUCCUCGAGGGUGUGGUUAGGCACGUUCGACACGGCCGAGGCGGCGGCUCGGGCUUACGAUGAAGCCGCCCUCCAGAUCAGGCGCAACAAGGCCAAGCUCAACUUCCCUGAGAACGUCCGGCUCCCGCCGCUGCCGCCUCCUGCAGCCUCAGAGGCUGAUCCUGCGGCGACCCGCCUUGCCGUUUCCUGCGAGUCGCCAGCUCCCAGCAAUUCCAACGCUAGCAACUGCGAAGGGCAGACUCCUGUGCUGCGGUUGCUUGAAAAAGAACUUUAA